AUGAAGAGACAAGCCGCCAAGCAGAUGCGCCGCGAGGACGGCGACGACGACGACGACGAGGGACAGGACGAGAUGCAGCACGGCACCCCCGUGGUUCCCUCGCCAGCAUCCGAGGGUCGACAAAUCCGAGGCCUCCCGAAACGGCGUAUUGCGGGCUCCCCUGCGGUGGGCUCGCCGGCCAGCCCUGGCUUUAGCUUUGGUGCCGCUUCUCCAGCAACGCCAGCCCCUCCUUCGCCGGCAUUCUCGUUCGGGACGCCGGCACCAAAGUCGGACGACGCCAGCAAGCCGGCAAACCCCUUCGCCUCGUUUGGCGGCUUCGGCAAGGCCAACACCGCCACAACGACGCCGGCCAAGAGCGCCACGCCGACCUUUGCAUUCGGCGGCGGCGGCGGCGGCGGCAGCGCCAGCACGGCGAGCCCGUCCGCUGCCUCGACGACCAGUUCCGCGCCUGCGCCGUCCUUUUCUACCACGCCGAUCAAGCCGCCGUCGUCGACGUCCAGCUUCCUCUCUGGCAUCGUCGCGUCCACAUCCACACCGGCCUCGUCCACCGCCGCUUCCUCCGCAGCAGGGACGGCCUCGGGGUCGAGCGUCUCUGCGUCGCAGAAGGAGCGCUUUUCGUCCCUGCGCGGGCUCAACGUGUCGCUCAAGGACGCGCUGCUCGCACAGCUUGACACGCGCCUCAAGGAGGAUCCGUUCUGCGACCUGACGCAGGCUCUUCGCGACGCAGAGCGCCAGUACGUCAAGCACCGCGCGGAGAUCGAGGGCAAGGCGGGUGCGCAGAACGGCGCUUCUUCUGCCGUCAAUGGAGCUUCUUCGAAGCCCGGCUCGGACGCAGCCGCAAAGGCCGACGAGCCGAAGCCCAAGCCGCCGGCGUUUUCCUUUACGCCGGUCUCGGCCCCAGCUCCGGCACCCACCGCCACGGCAGCAGCGACACCGAAGCCGGCACAAACUGAGGCUCCCUUGACCCCAGCGAAGCAGGAAGCCGACAAGGGCACCACAAAGGACGCGUCUGCGCCUCCAAAGUUCUCGCUCCCGGCAGGCGGGUUCACGUUCGGAGGCAAGCCCGUAUCCGACGCUGCCCCGCCCUCGUCGUCCUCGAGCAACGGCAGCGCCGCAUCCGGCCCCAAGUUUGACAUUCCAAAGGGCGGGUUUGAGUUCGCAGGCGUCAAGCCGGCCGCCGCCGCCCCUACCUCGACGUCGUCCGCACCCGCAACAUCAGCUGCUGCAUCGGCACCUGCAUCCGAGGCCACAAAGUCGGCGGGCGACAGCAAGACGGACAAGGAGCAGGUCGGCAGCAGCAGCAGCAGCAGCGGCGCCACGACGUCGACGACGCCGGCCUUUGCAUCGCCAUCGAUUGGCGGAUCUCCGCACCGAUUCACAUUCGGAUCCGCAGCUUCGCCCGGUUCCUCGUCGUCGUCGUCGUCGCCACCCAAGCCGGCGACCACGACGGGGUUCAGCUUCGGAUCCACGCCGUCGUCGUCCUCUACCACCUCGGCUUUCGGUUCGCCCUUUGGAACAGCGGGAGCGGGAGCAGGAGGCGGUGCGGCGGGUAGCACGCCGUUUGGCUCGUCGUUCGCCAAUACGUCCGGCGUCUCGCAGCCUGGAGCGUUCUCGUUUGGCAGCAAAAUCGCCUUUGGAGGCGCUUCCGCCAAGACGGAGGACAAGAAGGAAGGAGGAGGAGGAGACGCGAAGGAGUCGAAGUAG
Molecule: messenger RNA, 1704 nt
Organism: Pseudozyma flocculosa PF-1
Lineage: Eukaryota; Fungi; Basidiomycota; Ustilaginomycetes; Ustilaginales; Ustilaginaceae
Exons: 4
Coding region: 1-1704 (567 amino acids)
Source: RefSeq, a predicted model, not a curated record